Messenger RNA from Pieris rapae (cabbage white), 7165 nucleotides. RefSeq names its product kinesin-like protein Klp98A (gene Klp98A). NCBI's taxonomy places the organism in Eukaryota, Metazoa, Arthropoda, Insecta, Lepidoptera, Pieridae. The record is from RefSeq and is a predicted model, not a curated record. Gene Ontology annotation, molecular function: microtubule motor activity; microtubule binding; ATP binding. The transcript has 27 exons. Bases 1 to 3921 code for a protein of 1306 amino acids. Gene Ontology annotation, biological process: microtubule-based movement.
AUGGCUUCGGUAAAAGUCGCUGUAAGGGUUCGCCCGUUCAAUCAAAGAGAGAAAGACAUGAAUGCAAAGUUAAUAGUACAAAUGGAUGGGAAAAAGACAAGAUUGAUGACGGUAAAAAGUAGCAAAGAACAGAACGAUGCGAACCGGGAGAAAUACAAGGACUUCACAUUUGAUCACUCCUACUGGUCGUAUGACAGUGCCGACAGCAACUUUGCUACACAGGAACAGGUAUUCUCAGACCUCGGUUUGGACGUAAUUGACAGCGCAUUCGAGGGAUACAAUGCGUGCGUGUUCGCGUACGGACAGACGGGCAGUGGGAAAACUUUUACUAUGAUGGGAUCACCGGAUUCGCAAGGCCUAAUACCUCGAAUAUGCAGGCAACUAUUCUCUCGAGUCGCAGCAGGCAAAGAAUCCGGUGCAUCCUAUCGUACAGAAGUUAGCUACCUCGAAAUAUAUAAUGAACGGGUGAAGGAUCUGCUAUCGACUGAUGCAGGGCACUCUUUAAGGGUCCGGGAGCAUCCAAAAUUGGGACCAUAUGUACAGGAUCUGUCCAAGCACUUGGUGUCUGAUUAUGAUGAUAUACAGGAAUGCAUGCACAGAGGCAAUUUACAGCGCACCACAGCGUCUACACAGAUGAAUGACGUGUCGUCUCGUUCGCACGCAAUUUUUACGAUCACGUUCGUGCAAGCGAGCUACCUUCGUCACAAUAAUAUGCCCAGCGAGACGGUUUCUAAAGUCCAUCUUGUCGAUUUAGCCGGAAGUGAAAGGGCGGAUGCCACAGGUGCAACUGGCCAACGGUUAGUCGAAGGUGCCCACAUCAACAAAUCUCUGGUCACGCUUGGCUCUGUCAUUUCUGCGUUAGCCGAAUCCAGCCAACCCGUCGAUAAUCGGACACCGAAGAAGAAGGUGUUUAUUCCAUACCGUGACUCCGUCCUCACUUGGUUACUUAAAGAUUCUUUGGGUGGGAAUUCUAAGACGAUAAUGAUUGCAGCUAUAUCGCCAGCUGAUUGUAACUAUGGGGAGACACUUUCCACUCUCCGUUACGCGAAUAGAGCCAAGAACAUCAUCAACAAACCCACCAUCAACGAGGAUCCGAACGUCAAACUUAUCAGAGAACUCAGAGAGGAAAUUGAGAAACUGCGCGCACAGAUAUCGCACAAUACGGUACCUGUAGAGACCGAAGCGGGAGUUCUAGCGACGCUCCAGCGAAAGGAAGCACAAGAGAAAGUGUUAACUGAGAAGUGGACAGAAAAAUGGCGAGAAACGCAACAAAUUUUGCACGAACAGAAAGCUUUGGGUCUACGGAAGAGCGGAUUGGGCGUGGUUUUGGAUUCGGAUAUGCCUCAUCUUGUUGGCAUUGACGAUAAUCUGCUCUCUACUGGUGUUACCUUGUACCAUCUUAAGGAAGGAGAAACAGUAAUAGGUAGUGAGGAGUUCAGCCCAACUCCGGAUAUAGUGCUGAGCGGGGCGGGAGUGUUGCCAUUGCACUGCAAGGUGACCCUCCACGAAGGUGUUGCCACCAUCGAGCCAGCUUCUGGAGCUCAGUGCUGGCUCAACACUGUGUUACUGGAUAAACCGGCUAAGCUUAGCCAAGGUUGUAUCUUACUCCUGGGUCGUACAAACAUGUUUCGCUACAACGACCCAGCUGAAGCAGCAAAACUUCGCCAAGAGGGCAGCGCUUCUAUGAUGAAUCUCUCCAGGCUGUCUCUUCUUUCGUGGUCUACCACCGAUCUGGCAGCCAGUACUGAAAAUCUCAAUAAUACUCUAUCUGACUUGGAAAGCGAGAUCCGUUGUGAGCGUAUAUCGGCCCAGCGAGCAGAGUUGGAGAGAGAGAGACAGCAAUUCGUGCUUCAACAGCAGGAGAGACAGAGACGGUGGCAUGCCGAACGGGAGGAGCUUCUUAAAGCCCAAAAACAACUCGAUGAGGAACGUUCAGCAAUGGAGCGUGAAUAUGCAGCGGCGUGUAGGCGUUUGUCAGGUGAUUGGCGUGCGUUGGAACGCGGGUGGACUUUACGUAGACGUGCGUUGAGAUGCCGGCAGAGAGAGUUAAACGCGCGUGUUCAUAGACACGCAGCUGCGGGACGCGCUGCGCGUGCGCAGAUUGAAAAGGAGGAGGUUAUCAUCACGGAUCUGGAGGGCCGGCUGGGGGGGAAAAGGAGGGAAUUGGAAGACUAUGUAGCGAAACAUGUCAAGGAACUUGUCUCCCAAGGAUACAUGAUCGAUGAGAAUUUGUCUCCGAGCCCAGAGAGUCCAGCGUCAGAAACAUCAACGGAGUGUCUGAUGCAUCUCCUGCAGCAAUGCGAACCAAAGACUGCGCAUAAUAUUAAAGAAACUGUCGAAAGACAUAAAAAAGAGUUGGAAACUCUGGAACAGGAGUUGCAGGGCAGAGUGGCGUCUGUGGCUGCUCAAAGGGUCAAGGUCGAGAGGCUUCAGGCUGAGUUGGCCUUACUUGCAGCGAGGGAAAGGGGCAUCACCAGGGCUCUGGCCGAACAAGAAGACGGUGACAGCGACACCUCACCUUUGGAGGGAGUAAAGCGUUGUAAAUCUGAGCUGGUCUUGAGGACCAGAGAUGAUGACCCACCCGAACCUCUGUCGGCUGAUGAGAGGGAACACUACCGGGCGAGACGGCUUAGCCUCAGUCUAAGCCUAGACCCCCUCCCGUCAAUAACCUCCCCUGACACGUUCCACACGGCGAGUUCAUCUCCGAAAGCGAUUCCGUCGGAAUCGGACCUGCCGAGCCCCUCUACCACGGAAGCGUCGGCGCUCCCCAGCGAGAGCGAGCCCCUACCACGAUUUCGUCUUGGACACACAGCUGACGAUAGCGACGACAUGUCCAGUACUGAGGAUUAUCAUAAGCCAAGCCGCGUAGUGGAAGGUCAGUCGUCCAGUUCUGUAGAACGAUCGCCUGAAGAAAGGCACCAAAGGUCUAAAUAUAGAAGAAGAAUAGGCGAACGUCGCGGUCGUCAAGUGACGGAAGCGGAGGCGUUACGUGCGAUGCAACGCCUUUGUUCGCGAAUAGCCUCGCAGAAGAUGCUCGUCAUCUCAUCGCUGGAGAACGAUUGUUCCAAGGAGGACCUCAAUGGACAGAUACAGGUGUUACAAGAACUUCAAAAGAAAUACGUUCGUCUGGAGAUGGCGCUGCAAUAUUCGUUCUUCGACAACCAGCCGAACAAGAGAACUAUUAUGGUGACUCCGAUACAGGAGACUCCAUCUCUUACGUUGAGUGAGAGUGACAUGCACAUAGCCACGGAAACCGACCAAGAAAAUAAUAAUGCCUAUAUACAGGACCCGCUUUUGCAUAGGUUAAAAGAACAAGAGGCGAUAGAAGCGUCAGACAACGUGUCGACAUCAAACGAUGAACUGAGUUCGGAGCAGGCCUGGCCUGACCCCCUGCGGGCCUUGGCCCCAGACCCUCAGACUGAUGACGAAUGCGACAAUGACCGGGCGCCACUAGUUAUACCGGUAAGUGGACAAAUUUUCUUACAGGACUACACGCUAGAAGGUCUCAACCACCCAAUAGAUUUUUCUGAGGUAAUAUCGGUGCCGGGUUGGGUGACGCGGGGGGCGGGGGCGGGCACGCACCACGAGUACGAAGUGCGUAUACGUCUGGGCCCAAGGUGCGCUUGGCAGCUGCUCAGGCGAUAUCGCCGCUUCAGGGACCUCUAUCUCUUCACACGGAAACAGUACGGGGAGAAGGUAGCGACGAUACCGUUUCCCGGGCGGGCUCUUUGGUCUUCGGAGGGCUUGGCCCGUUCCCGAAGACCGCAGUUGGAGAUGUUCCUCCGUCGGCUGUUGGCGGUCUGUGCCACCGACCGUCGAUGCCCCUUACACGCGUCGCCGCUCACCCGGGACAGCCUCGUCGCGUUCUCGCCUUUCUUUAGGAAGGGCGUGUUCGAAAGCGGCAAGUGCGGCACGGGAUGAUGCCGCGCGGAGCUCGUCACUCGCGCACUGCGCUCCGACCUGCGCAGACUCGCGCACGUCGCCUUCGCUGCGCUCAUCCUGCUCGCACGCUGCGCCGCCCUGGCGCUCUACUACCUCUAUCUACGGCUCAGCCGCAGGUAGGGCCGACUUCACUUUAGGGGCUCGUGAGGGACUCGACUUGGGGGCCUGAACAGUGGCGUAGCAAAUGGGGGGCGGUCCGCACUGGGUGUCACCCCAAAAAAGGUGCUCAACUUCAUGACACAAACGAAAAAUUGCUAAAAAUUUCUUUGUCCGGGAUUCCUCUAGCAUUAUCUCAGCUCUAUGUAAAAUUCGGGGAUUCUCCGUCCCAAACUCGCGAUCUUUUAAUAAAUAAUCCAUGUCCUUAAUCAUAUAAAAUUUAUUGCCUUUUACUUUUGAUGGGGUGACACCACCAACUUCCGCGCCACUGGGUCUGAAUUACCACUAACCGAACUUUAGCGGUAUAACUUCGCGACUGCAUUUGAUUAAAAAAUAAUUAAAUGUAAGAAUUGUUUACUUCUGUAAAUUAUUAUACAUUUUGUUAGCUCUUUUACCGUUGUAAUUUGAAAAUUCGGCCUACUAUUAAUGAUUUAAGAAAUUGCCUAUCUUAUACGUAAUGCAUGAUUAUUUAAGUGACUAAAAUGUCUCUAACGUAAUGAUAAUAAAAUAAUUAAUAUUCCCCCAAAGAUUGGUCGAUGUCCCCACUUUCCUCGGUGUAGCGUAUAAGCGAGUAAUGCGGGUGCCUUUAUGUAUUGUGUUCUGUUAUUUCCACUCUUUAUGUGUCACUGUAGUGUAUGCGAGACAUUUUAAUGUCGUAGAUAAUAUUAUUAAUAGUAAAAAAAAUCACUUGCAAACUUGAAGCUACACAAUUGAAAAAUAACUAUUUCCCUAUCUAUAUACAAAACUGCUUUAAAGUAAAGAGUGGAUAAUAAUAUUUACACAAAAUCGGAUGUCCUUAACUUGAUUUGACUUUACCAUUCCUUUAUUAUUCCAAUUUAGUAAAUACUUUUUAUAAAUUGACGGACAACAAAUCAUUCGUUCAUUCAUUUUCGAGUGUCAAUGUCAUCACACAAGUAAAGUAUCAUUUGAAAUGAAAAGCAACAUCUUAAGUAGAAAAACUUUUAUGUCACUGUUGAGUAUUUAUUAAUUAUUACAGUAUUGUCUUAAUAUCUACAAUUGUGUGUUGACACGUUUUCAACUUAUAAUGUGAUAUUUUGAAUGAACGAAUGAAGAUAUCCAACCAUUCGCCAAGCAAUGGAGAUGUCAUUAAUUGUAUUAAAGACUUAGUUAAUUUAUUUAUUAGGAAUACCUUUAAGGAGUGUUCUGUAUAUUUGAGGUUCAAGUCUUCCUUUAGUCUUGUUUUGUAUCAAUUGGGGACAAUCCUUUGAGAAGAAUGCGUAGCAUCUCUUUUACGUAUUUAUAUUUAGAAAGAGAUGAAGAAAUUUACUUGAAGAAUCUAGAUUAUACGAAAGUAUGAUUGUGUCUUUUGGGACUGUAGAUUCAUGGAAGAUGGUAUAAAGCACCCAAAUUUAGUAUAUUUUUGCAUGUGACGAGCUCUGGAAAUGUUAUCUGUAGGUAGGAAAUAAUAAAUACACUAGAUUUUAUCUCAUUGUAACUAACAUGUCACGAAACUGUAUUUUUGUAGUUCUUUCUUGAUCUUAGGCCUCUGAUCAUAUUGUUGUGCGGUUUAAGUAACUAUAGCCGAGCUUUAUGAUUGCUGAUGGUUUUGAUAGAUUUUUGCAUACUAUCUAAAUAAAUUCCUUUUUCACUGCUUAAUUUCACAAGAAACAAAUGAGCACUAUGUUUUGAAACUUCAUAUUCAUAUUUCAAAUUAUUUGCGUUUGAUUUUUGUGUUAUGGUUGUGAUUUUUGUUUAAGUUUUCUACGAAUAUGCACGAUUUGAAGUUCCAAGUGACAAUACAGAUCUUGAAUAUUUAAAAUAAAUAUGUAAUAUAAAAAAUACUAUUUAUCAAUUUAUGCUAAGAACCCUGAUCUUAUAUUGUAUUAAGUUGUCAUGUUCACUUUUUUAUGCGUAGAAUAUGUACUUACUCUACUUUUGAACAAUUAAUAUUUUAUAUAUUUCUACAAUUAUUUCUUGUAAUGUAGCUGAGUAAUGGUACAAAAUGUCUAUUGUAUUGUUAGACGAGAAUUUUUGCUAAUUGCAUUUGGGCGCGAAUUAAUUCCUACAAAUUUGUGAGUAGCUGGCGUCAGUAAAGGGCAUUCAGCCGCUAACGAGAUCUUACCAACUUAUGAAAUACGACGAUUUAGCAAUCUUUUAAAUGUUUUAAACAUUGCUGGUUUUUUUGUCUGUUCAAUGUUAUGCAGAAAUUCUUGUCUAAUAAAACAGAUAUAGUAGAUUUCAUUAAUUCAGUAUUGUCUAAUUAGUUGUGUUCAAAUUUACAAAUAUUUAUUUAACAAAUGGCUUAUAAAGAUAAAUGGCCUUGUAGAUAGAUAAAAAUAUCGAAUUUAAGAAAAUUAUAGUGAGUUAAUACAUUCUUAGAUAUAUUUUGUCUAUGAUAUCAAAAAACGUAGAAACUAACUUCAUGUCAUGUGAUCACCAGAUUGAUAUUUUAGUAUUUAUCGAUUGUAUACCAAUUUGUGUUUAAUGCUUUAGUACAAAAUGCACUUGGCACAUUUAUUUAUUACAUUUACAGUUUUAAUAAGACUGGGAAGAGAAGAUUUUUGGUCCACAGCUGGUAUUAUUAAAUAUUUAUUAAAAGCUUUGGGAUAUAAUAUUGUAACAUGAUAAUUAACCUUACUUAUUUUAUAAUUAGACAAAAAUCAAUUAGAUCUAAAUACAAUAUAUAAAUAUCCCAAAGUCUUAUGGUGUAUUUACACCAACUUGCAAUAUAGUAUAUAAGAAUAUGCAUUUUUUCUUUUUUUAAUCAAUUUUUGUCUCGAAACGGAUUUUUUAAUUACUAGCUAUAGUUUUUGUUUUUCUUUAAUUGUUGCCUCUUAUUUAGAAAAGUGUUCUUUUUAUUGCAUAAUACAUAUUUAUAGUUUUAGGAACAUAGUUUUAAGAAGUUGCUGGUUGAUCCUCUGUCAUAAAAAUUAAUUGUUGAAAAAAUAUUGGCGUUGAAAUGUAGUUAUUAAAAUAAUUACUCUAUGUAUGAUUGCCUUCACAAAUAGAGGUCUAUUUAUGUAAUAUCUAAAUGUAUAUGGUGCUGGUAGAAGUUAACCAGCUAACAAUUACUUUUGUUAAGAACAAUAAAAAGGAAUGUUUUACA